Molecule: messenger RNA, 1350 nt
Organism: Heteronotia binoei (common prickly gecko)
Lineage: Eukaryota; Metazoa; Chordata; Lepidosauria; Squamata; Gekkonidae
Product: HLA class I histocompatibility antigen, A alpha chain-like
Exons: 6
Coding region: 138-1070 (310 amino acids)
Biological process (GO): immune response
Cellular component (GO): external side of plasma membrane
Source: RefSeq, a predicted model, not a curated record
AGGGCCGGCUCUGGCUGGCAGCGGGGCUCCGGCGAUGCGCGCUCUGGAGGGGCUGCUGCUGCUGCUGCUUUUGGGGGGAGUGCCCCCCCUGCUGGUCAGGGGCACCUCUUCGUUGCACACUCUCCACCUAUUUCCGGAUGGCCGUCUGGGAGCGUGGAAAGCAGACGCCCCAGUUCACCGCUUUGGCAUACGUGGACGACCAGCUCAUCGGCCGCUAUGACAGAGAUGCUCACCAGUGUGUGCCUCAGUCGUCCUGGAUACAGGAGAUCAGCCGUGACAACGCCGACUUCUGGGUCAAGAGCACCGGAUGGGACUUUGGCUCCAAUGUGGUCAUGGAUCUGAUGAUUCUGAAGGACCUUUACAAUCAGAGCAGGGGGAUUCACACUUUGCAGGUCAUUACUGGAUGCGAGCUGAGUGGAGACAAUCGUACCCCUAGAGGAUUCGCCCAGUACGGCUUCAACGGGAGGGACUUCCUCCACCUGGACUUUGCGACUCUCACCUGGACUGCGAUGGAUGCAGAGGCCAAGCCCGUCAAGAGGAAGUGGGAUUCAGAGCAGCACCGAGGAAAGCUCUUGCAGCAUUUCCUGGCUGGCACUUGCGUGGAGUGGCUGCACACACACCUGCGCUACGGGAAAGAGGCUUUGCUGAAGAUCGAACCACCAACGGUUCGCAUCACCCACAAGACGGGAUCAGAUGACCUGGGGACCCUCGUCUGCCAUCUCUAUGGUUUCUACCCUAAGGAGAUCGAUGUCACAUGGAGGAAGGACGGGGAAGUCUAUCACCAAGACACCUUCCGCGGGGGUGUCGUCCCCAACUCGGACGGUUCUUACAACACCUGGCUCAGCGUCGAGGUUGACCUCAAAGAGAGGAACCGUUAUUGGUGCCGGGUGGAACACAAUGGCCUGCCAGAGCCCCUGAUCUUGGCCUGGGAGGAGCCAGCCUCUGUGGCCAGAGUGAGGCUCAUUGUGGGAGUCGUUCUGGGGGCCGUGGCCGGUCUUGCGCUGGUGGGGGCCGUGAUCAUUUACAUCAAGAAAACGUCAAGGAAGCCGUUGCCGGGAGGCAGUGAAUGAGUGACCCCGCCCCCCUACACGAAAUAUCGACUGGACUCAAGGUGUGGGGGAUUUGCCUUUUGUGCUUAGGUCACAGGAAAGACCUUCACCCCGAAACCUUCGGAGCCGCAGUCAGGCUGAGACGGCUGUCUAUUCCUGUGCCUUUGGAAGACUUAAGUGUCCAGAGCAGGGGUGCCCAAACUUGCUUAAUUAUAAGAGCCUCGUAGAAUAAACAUCAGAUAUUUGAGAGCCGCAAGCCGUGAACGUCAGACGUCUGAGAGCCACAAGACGAAGGAAGGAA